AGAAAAGACCCUGGUAUUGUUUGGUCACGUGUCUCCAAUUAUAAUUUCAUCCUUGGGGGGGGUUAGUUAAUGUAUAUGUAUUGUCGCCAUGUUUUCAAACUCUAAAUGCGGGCUUUUCCUUUCGUGUUUGCAAUUUGCAAUACAAAAUAGUUUGUAUAGCGAAUUCAUGUUAAAGCCAAAACAGGUGAUUUGCUUAGAAAAGGUAUUUUUUAAUUCGGAUGUUCUUGCGGUUUUACCAACUGGAUACGGUAAAUCAUUGAUUUUUUACUUGCUUCCUGCUCUGUUAUUUGCGGCUAAGAACGGUGUUGCCAAAUACACCGAACACAUUGAUUCUAUAAUCGUCGUCGUGUCGCCUUUAAAUGCUCUGAUGAAAGACCAGAUUUCACGAUUAAAUGCGGGUAUAAUUCGUGCAUCAGUCCUCGACGUUAGGAACGUAGCAGCAGAAGACUCUGAGGAUGCGGAAGACAAAGAUGAUGGCAUUAGAUCUGAUGUUGUUUGUGACUUUCCUCUAAAUGACAAAAUAAAACUUGAAGAAGGAUAUUAUAAUAUUGUAUUUGCACACCCUGAGUCGCUUGUUUCCUGUUUAUAUGGACGAAGAUUGAUGCGAAGCAUUGUGUAUCAAAAGAACGUUUGUGCUAUUGUUGUUGAUGAGUCCCAUUGCAUUUUAGAAUGGGGUAAAGAUUUCAGAGUGGAUUAUGGAAAUCUGGGUGCCUUGUGUGCCACAUUUUCAAAUGUACCUGUCAUAGCCAUGACUGCAACAGCAAACCGAUAUGAUAGGGAUUGUAUCAAAAAAUCCCUGGGCUUAAAACAUGUGUGGAAAUCAUUGGCAAUCCUGAUCGCAUGA
Messenger RNA from Dendronephthya gigantea, 844 nucleotides. RefSeq names its product ATP-dependent DNA helicase RecQ-like. Gene Ontology annotation, biological process: double-strand break repair via homologous recombination. Gene Ontology annotation, molecular function: four-way junction helicase activity; ATP binding; 3'-5' DNA helicase activity. The transcript has 2 exons. The record is from RefSeq and is a predicted model, not a curated record. NCBI's taxonomy places the organism in Eukaryota, Metazoa, Cnidaria, Anthozoa, Malacalcyonacea, Nephtheidae. The coding region runs from base 89 to 844 and encodes 251 amino acids. Gene Ontology annotation, cellular component: cytoplasm; chromosome; nucleus.